AUGGGUAAAUCCGAUAAUUUAGACAAAUUUGAAAUGAUGGCAAAAUUAUUUCUCGAAUUUGAGAAAGAUUACCACGAAAUGCCACAGGAAAGUAGGAACUCAUUUACUGUAGACAUUCAGAAAGAAGAAUUUAAAUCUUUAUGGGAGAAGGUAAAAGAUGCCUAUGAGUUUUUUAUUACAAGUAAGCCCAUGUUAGAUUCUGAUGAGCAUUGUGAUCAAGCAACACGGCUUUUUAAAGAAUGUAGAUUGGCCUACAUUACUGUGGCUGCUCUAAUGGGUGAGCUGUCGCAAUCUUUUGUUAAUAAAUCGAUUCUUACCUCUACGCAAUAUGGUCAAGGACCUAGCGAAUCUUCAGCCACUGUGGUGAAUAAUAGAUCCAGCCAUCAUAUGAAAUUGCCACCAUGCACGAUGGAGGUUUUUACAGGCGAUUAUAAAUCAUGGCCAUCUUUUCGGGAUAUGUUCACCGCAGUUUACAUUAAUUGUGAUGAUCUAACUGGCGUUGAAAAACUUUUUUAUUUGAGACAGUUUACUUCUGGUGAAUCACUAGAAAUUGUAAAAAAUUCCCCAUUGACAAAUGAAGGUUUUGCAAACGCAUGGAAAAAUUUAACUGAGGCUUAUGAGAACAAGAGAAUUUUAGUGAAUAGUCAACUAAAGAUUCUAUUUAAUCUUGUACCCGUUAAGACUGAAUCUGCAAAAGAGAUAAAAAGGCUACAAAGGGACAUCAAUAAUUGCAUGUCUGUCCUAAAUUUACACGGCAUAGAUAUUUCGACUUGGGAUCCAAUCUUUGUAUAUCUUUGUUCCAUAAAUUUGCCUGUCCUUACCUUGUCAUUAUGGGAACAAAAUGUUAAAAAUAAAAAGGAGAUUCCUAAAUGGUCUCAAAUGGACACAUUUUUAACCGAUCGUUUUCAGUCUUUGGAAACUGUCUUUGACAUAAGGAAUGGUGGUCAAAUAAAGACAGAUUUCGAGAAUUCUGGGCAUUCUUCUAGAAAUAAAUCGACAAGAGACAAUAGGGUUAAUAACAAUAAUAAUUGCAAAUUUUCUGCUGAAAGAGUUAGAACCUUUCAGGCAAAGGUCUCGAAACAAUCCUGUGCUUUGUGUUCGGAGAAUCAUUUAUUAAGAUUGUGUUCAAAGUUUAUUGAAAUGAAUCCAGGGGAAAGGUUUUUGGUGGUGAAGAAAAAUAAUCUUUGUAUCAAUUGUUUAGGUAAUGGCCAUAAAUUGGAUAGUUGUGGUAGUAAAUAUGGUUGCUUAAUAUGCAAAUUGAAACAUAAUACUAUGUUACACAGGGAAGUUACGAGCUCGUCGAAUAGUGAUAGUAGCCAAGAAAGACCAAGUACCAGUCAAGCAGCGACACAGAGUCGAACAAUCCAAAAUUGUUUUGCAACUGCCAAACAACAAGUAUUAUUGGGAACGGCCAUGGUAACUAUUUUAUCCCGUGGUGAAGUUUUUUCUGCAAGAGCUUUGAUUGAUUCUGGUUCUCAGGCUACUUUCAUUUCGGAAAGACUGCAGAAAAAGCUUAAUUUGCCUAUUAGUAACAUCAGCGCUAAAGUAUCUGGAUUGAAUGGUGCAUUAGCAGGUUCUGUUCAGAAGCAAUGUUCGUUUGUUCUGGGCUCUGAUAAAGAUCCAUGUUUUAGAUUGGAGAUAAAUGGUCUCGUUUUGCCAAAAUUAACUGGGAAACUACCCGUGGAUUCAGUGGACGUGUCCAAGUUCUCCCUAUCGGAUUUAGAACUAGCAGAUCCAAAUUUUGCAAAAAGUUGUCAAAUUGAUAUUUUGAUUGGUGGUGAUAACUAUCCUAGAAUCAUGCUCGAUGGUGUUAGGAAAAAUGUAAUAGGGAAUUUGAUGGCUCAAGAAACCCAUUUUGGUUGGAUUUUGACGGGUCCCCUUUCUAGUACUGGACAAGAAGUUUACACCACAACCGUUUCAUAUUUCACGGAUGUCAGUUUGGACAAACAGCUUGAGAAAUUUUGGAUUUUGGAAGAGCCACCACAAUUUUCUUCAAUUACUCCUGAAGAUAAAUAUUGUGAAGAUCAUUUCAAAAGAAAUGUGAGAAGAACUCCUCAGGGACGAUAUAUGGUUUCGUUACCGUUCAAAACACAAUAUGUAGAAAAUAGAUGUUUAGGGCAUUCGCGGGAAAAGGCAAGAAAACAAUUUUUGCGGAACGAAGUUUCGUUAAGUAAAAAUUUAGACUUAAAGAAGGAAUAUGAUAAUGUUUUAGGUGAAUAUGAAGUAUUGAAUCAUAUGGUCGAAACUAAAUUUGUUGAAUCAGAAUCUUCUAGAAGCUUUUAUUUGCCACACCAUGCGGUUUUUAAACCUGAAAGUUCUUCAACAAAAGUAAGAGUGGUUUUUAAUGCUUCUGCCCGCAGUUCUUCUGGCUUAAGCCUUAAUGACAUUUUGUACCCUGGACCAAUUUUACAAAAUGAUUUGAUGUUGUUGAUAACAAGAUGGCGCUUUUAUCGGUAUGUUUUUAAUGGUGAUAUUGAGAAAAUGUAUCGCCAAAUUUUAGUUGAUCCUAAGGAAACAAAAUUGCAAAGAAUUGUGUUCCGCAGAAAAUCCAAUGAAGAUUUAAAAGAGUAUGAGUUGAAAACCGUUACUUUCGGUGUUAAUUGUGCACCUUUUUUGGCAAUUAGGACUUUGCUUCAAUUAGCUGAAGACGUAGAAGAUAAAUGGCCCUUAGCAUCCAAAAUUUUACGACACAUGAUGUAUGUGGACGAUGCUUUAGCAGGAGCGCACGAAAUUUCUUUAGCUGUAAAAGCUCGCGAUCAACUUAUCUUAGCUCUGUCAUCUGCUGGGUUUUCUAUGAGGAAAUGGACAUCAAAUAAUGAGCGAAUUCUUCAAGGUAUUUCGAAAGAAGAUCUUUUGAAUGAAAAUUUUUUGGAAAUUAAUGACGAAAGCGUAGCUAAAACAUUGGGUAUACGGUGGAAUGCGAGAACUGACAGAUUUUAUUUUUCCACUUCCGCAUUCUCUUCAAAAGAAAGGUUUACAAAAAGGGAGGUCUUAUCCACUAUUGCUAAGCUUUUUGAUCCAGCUGGAUGGUUAGGACCAAUAGUAGUAAUAGCAAAAAUACUGAUGCAGCAAAUAUGGAGCGAAAAAACUAAAUGGGAUGAUGAUAUUUCAGAGGCUGCCUUAAUAAAAUGGAAACAAUUUCUUUGUGAUUACCCAGCAAUAAAUGAUAUUCAGAUUUAUCGCUGGAUUGGUUUUAAGCCUUCGACAACUCUUGAGGUACAUGGAUUUUGUGAUGCUUCGGAGAAAGCAUAUGGGGCUUGUAUUUAUAUUCGGGUUUAUGAUGAUGAAAGUAUAAUAAAUUCAAAUUUACUAAUAGCUAAAUCUAGGGUUGCCCCACUUAAAACUAUUUCGUUACCCCGUCUUGAGCUUUGUGGAGCUCUUUUGUUAUCAGACCUGUUGCAAACUGUUCGAAAAGAAUUUAAGUUAGAAAAGAAUCAAACAAAGUUUUACACUUGGAGUGACUCGAUGAUUGUUUUAGCAUGGCUGCAAAAACCUCCUAAUUCGUGGACAACAUUUGUGGCUAAUAGAGUUUCUAAAAUUAUUACCAGAACUGGAAAUGAAUGUUGGAGACAUAUAAACUCUAAAGAUAAUCCUGCUGAUCUAAUAAGUCGUGGUAUUCGUCCACAAGACUUAGUUAACAACUCCCUUUGGUGGAAUGGUCCAUCAUGGCUUUGUUCUCCCCAGAAUUUUUGGCUAUCUCCAUCAUCGAGAGAUUUUGGUACAAGUGAGGAGCAAAGAGUACAUAAAGUUUUUUUCUCAUAUUUUGAAUCGUAUACGGAUCUUUUAGAACAUUUUUCGUCAUACGCAAGAGCUCUUAGAGUAAUGGCUUACGUAUAUAGAGCUAUUGAUAGAAUUUUAAAAGUUAAUAAAGAUUGGAUUACUACUUUAGAGGUAUCAUCUGAGGAACUGAAUUUAGUAAAAGAGAAACUAAUUAUAAUCGCACAAAAAGUUGAGUUUGCCCAUGAAUAUUAUGAACUUUCAUGUAGAAAAUCUUUAACUAAAAGUAAAGUACUAAAUCUAAAUCCUUUUUUGGACGAAAGGGGUUUAAUGAGGGUAGGAGGUCGUUUGGCAAAUGCUCCAAAUUUGCAAUACAAUGAAAAAUUUCCCAUUUUAUUACCAAGCAGCUGUCAUUUUGCUAAAAUUCUUGUGAAAUUUAUUCACGAAAUUACUUUACAUGGUGGUAAUCAGCUAAUGUUAAGAGUAUUAAGGACACAAUUUUUCAUACCUCGGGCUAAAAAUUUGAUAAAGACUGUGAUUGGUCGGUGUAAGACAUGUACAAUUAGGAAAAAGCAGACACAGAGUCAGAUUAUGGCAGCACUUCCUACAGCUCGUACCGUUAUCUCUCGUCCUUUUACCACGACUGGCGUGGACUUUACUGGACCUUUCGAAAUUAAGAAUUAUACUGGCCGAGCCUGUUUAAUAACAAAAGGAUAUGUUUGUGUUUUUAUUUGCUUCGCUACAAAAGCAAUCCAUUUAGAAGCCGUUAGCAGCUUAUCAACUCCAGCGUUCUUGGGAGCAUUUUCUAGAUUUAUUUCCCGUCGUGGUUGUCCUAGGAAUAUGUAUUCAGAUAAUGGGACUAAUUUUGUUGGAGCAUCUAGAGUACUACAAACUGAAUUUCGUUGUUUUCUUCGUGAUGUAGGUGCCGAAGUAAAUGCGAGUUAUGCACACCAAGGUAUUAAAUGGCAUUUCAACCCUGCUAGCGCUCCCCAUAUGGGUGGAUUAUGGGAAUCAGGUGUUAAAAGUUUUAAACACCAUUUUCGAAGGAUUGCAGGAGGUUUAAAAUAUACCUUUGAGGAAUUCUCUACAUUACUAGCUCGAAUUGAAUCUUGUCUUAAUUCGAGACCCUUGUGUCCAUUAUCCGACAGUUUUGAAUGUUUAGAUUGUUUGACCCCAGGCCAUUUUCUUACUGGCGGACCACUACUUGCUCCCCCAGAAGUUGAAGUUUUGGAACGUCCAAUUUCGGUUAUAAAUCGUUGGCAGAGAGUUAAAGCGUUAAAUCAACGAUUAUGUUCUAGAUGGAAGGAUGAGUAUCUGAAAGAUCUCCAAAAACGAAAUAAGUGGAAAUUCGCACUGAAAGAUCUGGAAGUCGGCGAUAUGGUAGUUAUUAAGGAAGAUAACAUGCCGACUAAUGAAUGGCGUUUAGGUCGGGUAGAAAAAUUACAUAGGGGUAAGGAUGGCCACGUUAGAGUUGUAGGGGUAAAAACAGCACGAGGCUCAAUAAUAAGACCAGUUGUGAAGCUCGUAGUUCUUCCAACUUAUUAG
This is a messenger RNA of Calliphora vicina (urban bluebottle blowfly), 5262 nucleotides long. RefSeq lists its product as uncharacterized. Gene Ontology annotation, molecular function: nucleic acid binding. Bases 1 to 5262 code for a protein of 1753 amino acids. Gene Ontology annotation, biological process: DNA integration. The record is from RefSeq and is a predicted model, not a curated record. Lineage: Eukaryota; Metazoa; Arthropoda; Insecta; Diptera; Calliphoridae. The transcript has a single exon.